Catharus ustulatus (Swainson's thrush) is the source of this 11109-nucleotide messenger RNA. RefSeq names its product prolactin receptor (gene PRLR). Gene Ontology annotation, molecular function: cytokine binding; cytokine receptor activity. The record is from RefSeq and is a predicted model, not a curated record. NCBI's taxonomy places the organism in Eukaryota, Metazoa, Chordata, Aves, Passeriformes, Turdidae. Gene Ontology annotation, cellular component: external side of plasma membrane; signaling receptor complex; membrane. The transcript is spliced from 22 exons. Gene Ontology annotation, biological process: cytokine-mediated signaling pathway. The coding region runs from base 1262 to 3742 and encodes 826 amino acids.
CGGGCGGGCGGGCGCGCGGGUGGCCCCGGGCGCGGAGCAAGAACUUAGAAAGAUGUCUGUGUUCUGCACUGUGAAAGCUGAGUCCAGAGACAAUUUGAAGGAAAAUAAUUGCAGAAAACAAAUAAAGAAAAGGACCCUGGAAGAAUACUUAGAGAUUUUGAAACAAGCAGUGUGAAACAAAUCCUUCUCUUGCUCAGCUCCUGAGACUGCACAACAUGACACAUAAAGUACAUGAUGUCAGCACAACUGUGUUUGCAACUGUUACCUGUUUCAAAAUUUCUAAGAAUUAACUCUGGGGUUUUGCCAUUAUGGAACAUUAAUUCCGUUGCUGUUAUGAGAUUAUGUGUUUAUUGGAAUAGUCAGUAUUGAUUAUUUCUGUACUGCAUUGUAAUAUUUUGGAUUUGGAGCACUGUACAUAAGACAAAUAUUUAAACCUACAGUUUAAAAAGGAGAUGUUUGGGGAAGACUCAAUACCUGUUGGGCUUUUUAAUCUCUGGGUUUCCUGGUCUCCUACAGUAUGUCAGGCACUGUCACCAUGCUAGUCCCCCUGUCAGUAUUACAGUCUUAAGAGUCCUGUGCUUUCCUACUUAGAUUGAAAAGAGAUGAAAAGAUGAAAAGAAGGCGGGGUAUCCUACUGGACAUCAGUGAAGUCAUCAUAGUCCAUUGGAGCUGAUGAGAGGCAUUCCAGAGUCCUGAAGGUAUUGACUGAUUAAGUUCCCAAGCUGCUCUCCAUGAUAUUUGAAAGGUUACAGCAGUCAGUUGAUGUUCCAGGCAACUGCAAAAAGGGAAACAUAUACAUUUUUAAGAAGAGAAAAAAGACCAACCCUGGAAACUACUAACCUGUCAUCUCACCUCUAUGCCUGGAAAGAUCAUGGAACAGAUUCUCCUAGCAAUUGUUCUGAGGUGCUUGGAGAACAGGGAAGUGAUUUGGGACAACCAGCACAGCUUCACCAAGGCAUUUGAAAAUUUAGUGCCACAUCAGAAUGACUUGCAACUACAGCAGAUUUCAGAGCCUUCUGAAAUAAAAUCCAAGAUGAUAACAGAUAAAAGAGCUUGUGUGCAUGUUGCAGAGCAGCUGAGAGCUCAGAGCCUCCAAGAAGAGCAGAGAGCCCAAGACACUGAAAAGGGGGAAUGCCACAACACUGCACUUCAGCCAGGAGAUUUGGAGCCAAACAAGGUUUCUGAAAUCAGUGGAGACUGCAUGAGAGCAGACUGUGUGAGCCCUUGAUCUGAUACUUCCUCCCGAGGAGAGACAGGCAUCAUGAAACAGAGAUUCAUUUCAUCAGUUCAAAUCAUUUUGCAGCUGGCUCUGACUACAGUAGGUCUGACUGGUCAAACAUACCCUGGAAAACCUAAGAUAAUAAGAUGUCGUUCUCUAGAAAAAGAAACCUUUUCAUGUUGGUGGAAACCUGGCUCAGAUGGAGGACUUCCUAACAAUUACACCCUGUUCUACAGCAAGGACAGUGAAGAAAAAAUCUAUGAAUGUCCAGACUACCUAACAUCAGGUCCAAAUUCCUGCUACUUCGAUAAAAACCACACUAAUCCCUGGACAACAUAUAUUAUCACUGUAAUGGCAACAAAUGAGAUUGGAAGUAACAGCUCAGAUCCUCAGCAUGUGGAUAUAACUUCCAUAGUUCAGCCGGAUGCUCCUGUGAACCUCUCUCUAGAAACAAACACAUCUGCUAACAUGUCAUACCUCUGGGCAAAAUGGUCUCCACCCCCAUUAGCUGAUGCCAGUUCUAAUUUACAUGUAUAUCACUAUGAGCUACGACUAAAGCCUGAGGUAAACGAAGAGUGGGAGACAGUAUCUGUAGGAAUGCAGACACACUACGAGGUGACCAGCCUGCAAGCUGGGGUGAAAUAUGUUGUUCAGGUGCGUUGCAUGUUAGACCUUGGAGAGUGGAGUGAGUGGAGCUCAGAAAGAAGCAUUCAGAUCCCUAAAGAGCGGUUACCUCCUGAAAAGCCCACAAUAAUAAAGUGCCGCUCUCCUGAAAAAGAAACAUUUACUUGUUGGUGGAAACCUGCUUCGGAUGGAGGACUCCUGACCAAUCACACUUUGCUUUACAGCAAAGAGGGAGAAGAAAAAGUUUAUGAAUGUCCAGAUUACAAAACUGCAGGCCCCAAUUCAUGCUACUUCGAUAAAAAGCACACCUCUUUCUGGACCAUAUACAAUAUAACUGUGAGGGCAACUAAUGAAAUGGGAAGUAAUGUCUCUGAUCCUCAUUAUGUGGAUGUGACUUACAUAGUACAGCCAGAUCCUCCUGUGAAUAUAACUCUGGAAUUAAAAAAGUCAAUAAAGAGAAAACCGUACCUGGUCCUGACAUGGUCUCCACCCCCACUAGCUGAUGUCAGAUCUGGAUGGCUUACACUUGAAUAUGAAUUACGACUAAAGCCUGAAGAAGGAGAGGAAUGGGAGACUAUUUUUGUUGGACAGCAAACACAAUGUAAAAUGUUUAGUUUAAACCCUGGAAAGAGGUACAUUGUACAGAUUCACUGCAAACCAGACCACCAUGGACUGUGGAGUGAGUGGAGCCCAGAAAUGUAUAUUGAGAUCCCUACUGACUUUAGAGUAAAAGAUAUGGUUGUGUGGAUCAUCGUUGGUGUCCUAUCAUCUCUUAUAUGUUUAAUCAUGAGCUGGAUAAUGAUUAUGAAAGGGUACAGAAUGAUGGCCUUUAUCCUGCCACCAGUUCCAGGACCAAAGAUAAAAGGCAUCGAUACACAUCUGCUGGAGACAGGAAAAUCGGAAGAAUUACUGAGUGCUCUUGGUUGCCAUGGUUUCCCUCCAACAUCAGACUGUGAGGAACUACUGGUAGAAUAUCUGGAGGUAGAGGACAGUGAGGAUCAGCAACUCAUGCCAAGUCAUGACACUCCCAGUAAAAACACAAAAAUUAUUCUCAAGGAAACAGACAGUGACUCAGGCCGAGGGAGCUGUGAUAGCCCUUCUCUCCUCCCUGUGAAGAGCAGAGAAUCCCGUGGCCUUCCAUCUGCUCUUCAAACACAAGAUGUAAGAGCUAAAGAAAAGAAAGGAGGAAAAGGGAGCCGGGAAACUCAGUGUACGGCCUCAGAACAGAAAAUGCUCCCUUGUAGCAGUGAGAGUAUAAAGUCGUGCACAUGGCUGGCAGCUCAGUUACCCGGUAAUCAGGCUGCUAUGUUUGCCUACCACAGCACUGUGGAGGCUUUCAGGAUAACACUGAACACCACAAACGUGAACACUUCACCAGUUUUGGUGGGAAAUGAAGAAAAUCGUCAGUCGCUAUAUCCUAUUGCUGAAACUGUAUAUGAUGAUGAGGAAAAGAUAAGCGAGAUGGAGUACUCCAAAACUGACCAAACUACAGUGCAGGUCAGACAAAACCAACAAAAUGACAAGUCACCUUUCCUGAAUCCUAAACUAAUGGACUAUGUAGAAGUUCACAAAGUCAGACAAGAUGACGAACCAACACUAUUACUGAAACAUAAAGAAAAUAGCGGAAAGACCAAAAAAAACCCUGUUCCAGGAACCAGCAAAGAAUAUACCAAGGUCUCAACAGUUGUGGACCAUCAUAUUUUAGUAUUAUUGCCAGAUCAGCGCACCCAGAACACACCUGUAGCUCAAGAACCUGUAGCAGAAACAUCCCAGAACCCUCAGGAAAGUCAAGGUGAGAAGAGCACGGACUACAGCACGACAGCUCCAAGUGACUCCAGAGGAGACACCAGUGGAUCAGACUACAUGGACCCAUCUUCCUUUAUGCCCUCCUUUAAAUAACCUUUUAGCACAGUACAUGCUUAGUAGUUACACACAGCAAAAUAAAAUCACAUAGCAAACAGUUCUCUUAAAAAGUCUAGCCUCCAAAAGCCUUGCCUCCAAUGUGCAUUUUGCAGGUGAUAAAAUAAUCUGUGAGUUGAGGUAACAGUCAUGGGCGUAAAUCCUGGAUCAUUAACACACAUUUCCGACACAGUGAAAUGAGGAAAUGGAUCUUGUCUGUCAUGAAAAAUGCACUGUAAAAUAAUUAUUCAGUUCUGCAAAACUUCUGUUGAUUGAUGAAGCCUGAGGAAAUACCACAGAUUCAACAAAGAUGAAAGUUGUUAUGGGUCAGUCAGCAAACCAUAGUGAUCUGAGCAGUUCCUACAUUACAUAAAUCAUUGCACAACAGUAUUCUUACCUAAAAUGUGUUUUCUUCUGAAUGCAUUGUGACACUAGAUUGUCUUUGUCUUUUCUCAGUUCUUCAGAAAAAGGAGCUCUUAUACAUGACAAAUCAUAUAUAAAAGAGAAUGUAUUCUACACAUUGCAGUAAAAUAAUAUAUUCUUCUAAAUAUAUUUUUGCUUUGUUUCAAUGUGACAGAAAACUGCAUCCCAUUCAUAUCCUAGUCCAGACAAACCAAAAUGAAAGAGAAAGCAGGAUAAUAUAUGAUAUACUGCCUUACUGUACAUAAUAUACAAUUUUAAUAUAAGCCCAUAUGUUUAACAAUCUAUUUUUAAAGACUAUUUUUCUAUUACCAAAAAAAAGCAAAAUAAAAUAUUUUUUAAUUUCCCAAUGCUAUUUAGCUACCUAGGAACUUUUCUCUUUCAUUCUGCUGAGGCAGUAACAAGUAAAGCUAUAAUUUCUAUACAAAACAUAAAAUUAAACUUUAUACAAUUAAGAAUAUGGAGACAUUUUUAAACUAUAUUUCUAAUAUAUUACAGAUAUAUUACUAUUUGAAUUGUAAAUUAUUUGUUUCACAGGUUUUUUAUUACCUGUAAUUAUAUAAUUAAAAUAGAAUUUCAGUUUCAAGAACCGAGGUUCUUUCCCGUUGAAUUUGUACUCUGACAUCAGUUGUAAAUGAAAUGGGGUUCUCCUGUAUCCUGCACUUUUCUCUGAGCCUGGAAGGAAAGUUAAAAGUCAGAUUUUUCAUAAUGAAUUUAUGAAUAUUGGUUUUGGAACCCUCAGACCUCCAUUGAAAAAGGAGUGGGAAUGAGGAAACGAGUUCAUGUACUUGGGCUGGUCCCAGAAAAGCAGUGGGAACAGUAAGGAUCCAUUAUACCCAACAGUAACUGAAGACAAAAACAAAGACAAAAAACCAAAACCUUCAAAGUUGCUGUCGUCCUUGCUUCUUGAAACAAAAGUUUAAUUUACUCCAGAAAAGUAUGACUUAUGAUGGCUGAUUAAAAGUAGGCCAAAUAUUUAGCUGGCAUCUCUAGCUUCAAGGGAAACUGGAAACUUAAGGUGAGGGAAUGAUCCUGAACCUGAGAAGGAGAGUGUAUUUGAUAGAUUGACUCUUUUGUUAGUCUCUUUCCUCAACAGCUUUACUUUUCUCUGUGUUCUUAUGAUUUUAUGCACUGAACGAGCCUUCCUGUGCUAUCAGCCCUGCUGCAGAGCCAGCCAAAAGAGAAUUUCAGAUUUUGAAGGUCCCAGAAGGCCACAUCUGAUUUGGAGAAUCAGAGUCUCACCCUUUACCUUCAAAGCCAUGGAACUGCUCAAGCACAGAUUAGUAGAACUGCCUAACCUUUGCACCGGCAGGACAUUAGAACUUAACUAAUUAUCUAUGUGUCUGUAAACAUACCUGCUAGUGUAGACUGUAGCAUUAGGGUGGCAUUAGAUUUAGAGCCUGUCCUCUAUACAGGCAACUGCCCAUUUUCAGGGGCUGAUCAGAACACUGUGGAUGCUCUGCUGAAGAUGUGGGAAGGUAUAUUAGAUUCCUAAUUCAACCAUUUAUUUAACAUGUGAAGACAUGAAGGGGCUACUACAACUAUCAGCCAAACAUAAAACUCUACUCAGUUAUAGUUAACAGAAUAAUUUUACUAUAGAUACUCUGUUUGUAGUAUGCCUUCUAGAGAUGCUAGAAGUACUGGAAAGAAGCUCUUGAGUUAUGAGGAAACCUCUGUGUGUGUAAGUGUGUAAGCUGGUAACACACUGUGUCUGGCAGUGUUUUAUUUACCCUUCAGUUUUCUGACUGAAUCUGACAAGCUAAUACAAUCAGACACAUUAUUCUUUCUUUAUACAGAUAGCUCUAUGUGUGUUGUUUCCUGCACCUGAUGAUGUGUGUAAAGAUAUACUGCUACAGGCCUUCUGGGAUGUAUCUAGUGGUGCACAGGAGCUGUAGCAUCUCAUGAAACCUAGAGCCUAAAGAUGUUCCUUACAGAGUAGAUUUCUUAGGUUAGAACAGAGAUGCCUACCCAGAUGUACGACAGCAACAAGCUGUUCCCGCCCUAUUUUUUUACCUGAAGUUGCUUUUCACCUGCAGCAAACAGACACAACAGUUACCAGAUUUUAAGUGUAUGAUUCAUCCUGCCUAACUGUAGGCAUGCGUGCCUCCAAUAAUUCACAGAGAGAGUCAAGGACUUUCUCUACUUUGUCAUAGAUGAAACUGAAACUGCAAAAUAGUUGUAGCCUAAAUUAUCUGUGGGUGUUGAGCAUCUCCCAUUUUUACUGAUUAAUGUCUCAAAAUGCCAAAUCAUUAUGGCUCUCUGUGAAGAGAGCCACAGUGGAAAAGGGGCAUUUGCUUGUUGCUUUGAAGUUUUUGGGGAUUUGCUAGCUAAAUGUGAUUUGAACACAUUUUCAUAAAUAUAUGUAGUUCUUGAAGAUGAACAAAUAUGCAGAUAGAUUAAUUUUCCCUUGCAUUUGCUUGUAUUUUCCAAAACAGCUUCUUGGCCCAGUGGCAGAGCUUCUGAAAGUGACCUUAAACAUCUGAAAGUACAUUGAAAAAAAAAAAUUUGUGUUCUGUAAAAUGAAAAUAACCUUCAGCUAAGUGUUUGUUCCUUUUGAAUGUUCAAACACUUAUUUUUUUCUGUUUGCAACAGUAUUUUUGCUUGCAAUUCUUUAAGCUUUUCAUUAGGAAGUACAUGAGUUUUUUCAGCAGUUCUACAGAGUCAAUUAGUGUAAAAUUAUGACAAACCAAGGGGGAAAAACAGACUCUUGAGACCUCCAGAGGGAUGAACAGAAUUUACCCCAGGAAAAGGGAUCAGCCCUCUAGCACCAUUAGUCAAAUUUCUCACUUGGAAUAAUUAUUUCAAGAAUGAGAAUGAUAUUUUCAAUGUCAAAAUUAUCCGUGUGUCAUUUGUAGUGUGAAUUACUUUGUAAUAGCAUAAAAACCCUAAAAGCUAACAUAAAGACUCUUCUACAUAAUUAGUUUUACAAAAUUCCUAAAAUUUAAUUUUAUUUAAUUACCUUUCCUUCUGACUCAGACUAAUUUUACUGACCUUUUUUCUUCAGUAUUGGCUAAUAUGAUUCAUUAUCAUAAAUUUUUUUCCUAUUUUUUUUAGCACAGACAUGUUUGAUGUACAAUUUUAGUAUUCUAUGUAAUAUUUCAGACUUUAGAAGAAAUACAAACUAAUGAAUUGGCACGUGCUCACAAAGCUCAGUAUCACAUAUGAUGAGGACUUUGAGUUUGAUCUUUAUGAUACUAUGUAACUACAAAGAUUAUUGAAUCAAAAUGCAGUGAAUUAACCUGAUAUAUUAGUAAGAGGAAAUAUGUAUUUAUGGAACAAACUUUAAAACAAAUAUGUAAUGAUGAGUUAUGUCAAAACCGUGAAUUUUGUAGUAUAUCUGUGUGUCUAUGUUUAAAUGGCUGAAAAAUAGCUGCUUUAAAUGUCAUUCAAGUAUCCAAAGUAUAUUAGCAGCAGGUGUUAAAAAUGAGUAAGCAGAAUUUUUUUGUGCUCUCUGAAGCAUUGUAUAUGUGGGGUUUACAUCAUGAAGCCUGUAAGUAUAUUUUGUAAUUUCAUGGUAACUAUAAACCAUUUGAAGGUGUUGUGAAAGGAAACUGAAGGCAUGUAAGCUGGUUGAUAGACAUCAGACAUCUUCUACAAAGCCAUAAUGACAAAUGAAGUGAAAAAAGUGUCAUGAGAUCAGGCAUCACAUUCUCAAAUAAUUGCUACCUCAGGUAUUUUUUUCUCCCUUUAAAAGGCAAGCAGUAAAAGCAUUCUGUAAAUUUGUGGCAUAUUCUAUGAAGAAUUUAAAAAUCUUAUUUGUAAAUUCAAAUCAUUUUUGUUAACAAAGACCUUGUCAUGGAAUCAUGACUUGUGUUGCAGUGGUAGUAUGAGGAUGGAAUAUUUGAGAUGCGUAGUAAAAUUAAAUAUUUUUAAUAUGGAUUUAAAAAAAAAAAAAAGCAAAAAUACUAAAAAAAAUUUCCAUUUUGAAGGAAUAUCUUUGGUGCCCAGAUUGGCAGUCAAGCAUCAGUCCCAUUACUGACCUGAAACAUUUUUUGGCACUAUUUGUAUUCCCAGGUCACUAGGACUGAUUGAGCCAAUUUUCCAGAAGGAUUCUCAUUCUGGAUCUCAGCUAUGGAACUGUAUUUAUCAAUACUUGUUACUUAGAAUUACCUGUUUUCAACUGAGUUCUUAGGAAGCAAACUUUCAAUUCUGUAUCUAAAUAAGCGAAAAUGGAAAGCCCUGCUCUCAGCUUUCUCAAACUGUCAUGCUAAAAUGAGGCUCCAGUUCCUGUGGGUGUGGAAAGAUGGACUGAAUUAUAAUAAUUUGAAUAACCUCGUGGCCCAGCUUUGAAAACCAUUUUGAAACAAAUCAGGGAUUUUCUUCGUUUUUCUGGUGUAAAGCAGAAAAAUAAAGAUAAAUGGAUGCCUAAAUACACACUACAUGGGGAUAUAAAGAACUUAAGUAUCAUAGAAGCAUAGAACAGUUUGGCUUGGGAAAGACCUGCAAGGUCAUAGAGCCCAAAUAUUAACCUAGCCCUGCCAAGUCCACCACUAAGUGACAGAAGAGGGACAAGGUUGCUGCCUGUGACAGAACAGAAAAGGAGUACAGUGACUAUGGGAUGGUACAUGGUAGAUGAUGAGGGAAAAAAUUCAUUUUGACUACAGCUGAGAAGUGGCGGGGAAGAAGAGAAGAUGGAAGGAAAAUAAUCAAAUGUGAGAAUAGACGUUAAAAAAUAAACACUAGCAGAACUGAGAGGAGUGAUAAAUGAGUUAGUGAAGGGGAAAAAAGGAAGAGAAGAAAAUACUUUUAUAUCAAAAGUGGGAAUGUGCAGUUACCUGAAAUAGUCCACAAAAGCAGUAAAGCCUUAUGAAAUGCUAAAGAGUUGGCAAAAUGCUGAAAUCAGCUACUGUGGAUCAGCUGUUACAUAUGAGCAGAAAAAGUCCUAUACAUGAGAAGUGGUCAUUCAUUUUCUAUCACUUACAGGAUUUUUCUUUCCCAUAUCUGACAUUGGUCCUGGGCAAAAACAAAACUUGAAGAGUCAGGCUCUGAUCUGACAUGGUAUUUCCUACAUUCCUAAGGGGAAAAAUUAAAAGAAAUAAAGUGCACCACACUACUUUUAUAAACAAUCUUCCAUUUUUCACACAGAUACACAGGUGAGACUUAUUUAUCCAUUUACAUUGUCCUACACAUAUGCCUACCAUUCUUAAGCAUAGUUUUGUUUUUAUUUAGUAUACGUAAUACAAUGACCUAAAAGCUCCAAGAGAAAAAAUACUUUGGGGAUAUUUCUAAGCAGUCUCUUGGUAUUUCUGGGCAUUGUUUCAGUUUGUACCUGUGACAAUGUAUCUGUUAAUACUUUCCUUAGUCGGAAAAUCUCUAACUUGGUAAUAAGUUCUGAAAAUUACCAAGUUAGGUUUAAAAUACAUCUCUUCAAUGUUACAUUUUUAAGAGGUACUAUUAUAUCUGUUGGAAGUACUAAAGAAAAAUAUCUGUAUUUGUUGCGUGGCCUCGUAGAGUGCUGAUAUGCUAAAAGCUGAUCUUAUACUCAAGAUGUUGGUGCAUAGAACAGUUAGAUAUUAAAAAGUCUUUUUAUAUAUAUUCCUCUUUUUGGAAGGUUUAUUGUCCUUUUCUACUCGAUGAGGCUGCUUGUCUUGGAUCUUGACAUUAUUUAACUAUUUUUUUAACAAUGCUACUUUUGGAUCUAUUUUUGUGGGCUGCUGAGUACUUUCACCUCAUUUUGACAACAAUAAACAUUGAAAGAUUUCAUUUCAGUUCCUGCUAUUGUUAGUUUUAGAGACUUGUAACACUGAGUAGAACUUUUUGAGGAUGCUGAAAAUCAUUGUACAAGUCUCUUGUAGAAAAUACCCCCUCAGUAGGGUGGAAACUAUACAUGUCUAGAAAAAGGCAGAUUUUUCUAGAGGCAGAACUAUAAUGAUGUCAUAUCAUAUUUUUUAAUAUUCAUAAUGAUGUAGACUACUCUUCAUUCUCAUCCCUUUGGCUUUAAUUCCAAAGGGGAGAGGAAACUACUGCUCAGCUGUAUUUACAGAGAGCUCCUGGGCUGCUUUAGUGUUGUCUGUUUUUCAUUUUGGAAAGUAAUUUUUUUUAUUCUGACUACAGAAACAGUUCAUCUGAUAUAAUACAACCAUCAGUUUUUAUAUGUGUGUAAUAUUGCUCAGAGAUACUCAGCACUAUCUUGGCUUCUGAAAUAUUUUUGUUGUUUUUGUGUAUGUUUUAGUCAUUGUGUGAGAUAUAGCAAUACUGAGAACACUAUUAUGAAAAAGUAUGGCCCAGAAAAAAACAUGUUAGCAGUCAUUAACUAAUUUUAUUUGAUCAAAAUUCUGAUGUGCUGUUAAGUGAGGGUAAAAGUCUCUGGAACUCCCUUGUCUUUAAUUGUGCCAGCAGUCUCUCAAAGAAACAAAAAUUUCACCCUCUGAGUAAUAUCCAGAAUAAACAGUAUAUUUUCAGCUGAGAAAGAGAUGACCCAAUAUUUAGAGCAAACUUACAUUCCAUUUGCAUAAACCAUUUCAUUGGUAGAUUUGCGAUACAAGCUAGGCAUUUUAUCCACUACACUUUCAGAAUUUGUAUUCAAUGUGGAACAUGAGAGGUUAUUGCACUGUCAUUACUGUAGCAACAGAAUGACUUUAAGCACAAAUAUUCUAUGAACCAGAUCCAAAUUCUUUUUGUAAAUUUCUAAAAUCCAAGAAAUUGUAAGAAUUAGAUUUCAUAUGUUGUAUGUACAUUGUUUGGAGAAUACUGGUAUAAAAGUAGUUGCUCAGGAAUUACUCAUUGUUUCUAAGUGUAUCUAAAGGAAAAUGCUUUCAAAUACAUUUUUUAAGUUCUUGAUAUUGAAAAUGCUGGCUUUACUAAAAUCCAUUAGUGUUUUCACUUGUAAGAUCAAUAUUGUUAUGAAGUCUGUAGCUUUCUGAUGAAUUAUUUGAUCUUUUGUCAUUGUAAAAUCUCUUUGCAAUGGUGUUUGCAUUUCAGUUCAAUAAAAGUUCAUGAAUAAAAUU